GUCUCUCCGCCUCUUCCUCCUCCGCCACCACUCUCGACCGCGACGGAUGAUCGGCCUCAAGGGAACGCUCAACGUCAUUGACAACUCAGGGGCCCUCCUCAUCGAGUGUGUCAACGUCCUCAAGCAAAAGGUCAACAACGGCUGGGGCUCCGUCGGCGACGAGAUUGUUUGUGUCGUAAAACGCGCGCGGCCUGUCUCCGGCCAGACCUCUGCAUCUGCCGCCAAGGUCCGCCAGGGCGACGUCCGUCGCGCUGUCAUCGUCCGCACACGCAAGGCCGUCCGCCGGCCAGACGGUCGCUACAUCCGGUUCGAUGACAACGCCGCCGUGCUAUUAAACAACAAGCGCGAGAUGCUCGGUACGCGCAUCGGUGGGGUUGUGAGUGCAGACUUGCGUAUGAAGGGGUGGGGGAAGAUUGUCUCGCUGGCUCCCAAGGUCGUAUGAUAUGUAACCUAUAAUCUGUCGUACCUAUCUUACCAUCACACCU
This is a messenger RNA of Trametes versicolor FP-101664 SS1, 485 nucleotides long. RefSeq names its product ribosomal protein L14. The coding region runs from base 47 to 442 and encodes 131 amino acids. The record is from RefSeq and is a predicted model, not a curated record. Gene Ontology annotation, cellular component: mitochondrial large ribosomal subunit; ribosome. The transcript has 3 exons. Gene Ontology annotation, molecular function: structural constituent of ribosome; large ribosomal subunit rRNA binding. Lineage: Eukaryota; Fungi; Basidiomycota; Agaricomycetes; Polyporales; Polyporaceae. Gene Ontology annotation, biological process: translation.